Carcharodon carcharias (great white shark) is the source of this 3296-nucleotide messenger RNA. Its product is annotated as regulation of nuclear pre-mRNA domain-containing protein 1B-like. Gene Ontology annotation, cellular component: RNA polymerase II, holoenzyme. Gene Ontology annotation, biological process: mRNA 3'-end processing. The record is from RefSeq and is a predicted model, not a curated record. NCBI's taxonomy places the organism in Eukaryota, Metazoa, Chordata, Chondrichthyes, Lamniformes, Lamnidae. The coding region runs from base 45 to 983 and encodes 312 amino acids. Gene Ontology annotation, molecular function: RNA polymerase II complex binding. The transcript is spliced from 7 exons.
GGGGCGGGUGAAUAAAGAGUCCAUACCCCUGCCCGGCAGGGAGAAUGUCCGCCUUUUCUGAGUCAGCUCUGGAGAAGAAGCUGGCGGAACUGAGCAACUCGCAGCAGAGCGUGCAGACCCUGUCCCUGUGGCUCAUCCACCACCGCAAGCACUCCAAGACCAUCGUGAUGGUGUGGCACCGAGAGCUCAAGAAAGCUAAACCAAGUAGAAAACUGACCUUCCUUUAUCUGGCAAAUGAUGUGAUCCAGAACAGUAAGAAAAAGGGACCAGAAUUUACCAAGGACUUUGCUCCAGUUUUGGUGGAUGCGUUUUCACAUGUUUCAAGUGAAUCUGAUGAGAAUUGCAAGAAGCAUUUGGAAAGAGUAUUAGCUAUUUGGCAGGAGAGGAUGGUUUAUGAAAACAACUUCAUCGAUCAGCUUAAGCAAAUUGUUUCAACAGAAAAAAAGGCCAAGAAACGUACCUUUGAACAAAUACAGGAGGAAGAUGAUGAUGACUAUCUUUCCAACAGUACACCUAAAGAACCACCAGAGACUGAGGAUCUAAUUAAGUCAUUGCAAGAGCUGGAAAAUGCAGCAUCUGGUGAUGCAGCCGUUCGACAGAAGAUUGCAUCAUUGCCACCAGAGGUUCAAGAUGUUUCUCUAUUAGAUAAAAUAGCAGACAAAGAGUCCGCAGACAGACUUUCAAAAACUGUGGAUGAAGCCUGCAUGCUCUUGGCAGACUACAAUGGCAGACUGGCCGCAGAACUGGAAGAUCGCAAGCAGUUGGCACGUAUGCUGGCUGAUUACAUCCGUAGUCAAAACGAAAUCCUAGCAGAGAAGGAACGUAAACUGGAAGAGUACAAGCACAAAUUAGCCAAGGUCACACAAGUGCGGAAAGAACUCAAGUCCCACAUCCAGAGCUUACCAGAUCUUUCCCAGCUUCCUAAUGUGACAGGUGGCUUGGCCCCAUUGCCCUCUGCAGGGGAUCUCUUCUCCACUGAUUGAUCUGUUCAAUUCUUCUGCUAUAAAAGACUUUUAAAAAGGACAUAGAGGAAGGAGUGCAUAAUUUUCAGACCCCCCCCCCCCCAAUAUUUUUUUUCUUGUUUUAAAAAGUCAGAAACUUAUUUUGCUGUAGUGAUAUUUUUGUAUGUCUACAGGGUUGCGGUGCUAGCUGAUGUGAAUAAAAUAAAAGGUAUUUAAAAAGAAACCUACUGUUUGCACACAGAGAAGACAGGCUAUUUACCUGUACACAGUUUAUGCCAAUUGGCAACUGUUUAUUUGAUGAGUAAGUGAAUGCCAGAGAAUUGUGUCUUGCAAAAAAUUACAGUAUUUCAGUCAUUUGAAAGAUUCCUGUUAGAUUUGGAUCAGUGGGACCACAUUGUUAUUACAGUGGGUAGGCUGGUUAACAUGUAGAUACCUUGAAAGCAUUAUGGCUAGGAAGUUACUAGUAGUUUAAAGCCACCAUUGACAUUAGCAGCUCAUUUCAUAGAAGCAGCAACUAAGUAUGUCAAGGAAUACACUCUAAGCACCUGUAAAGCUCAAAUAAUGAAUGUUUGUUCACAUUAUGUCAUUUAACCAAUAGCUAUUGGCCACCUCACCAUCAAAUAAAAGCAUUUGAAGUACAAAAAAUUACUACUAGUUGAGACCUGAACCUAGUAUAGGAGCUGUGCUAAUCAAAUGCAGAAUAACAAUGUAGACAUCUGUAACAGGCAUGCACCAUGAAAUGGACACAAUCUGUACACUGAAUGUAAUGAACCCUCUUUAAUGUUUGAUAUUGUAGGUCAGCCUGCAUUGCAUGCUGCUUCCUGAAUUUAGUUGGAACUGGUGGGCUUUGCUGCUAUAGUUGUACACUACUGACAGUGGAUCAUUGACACCAUAACUGACAUUUAUCGACCUUCAUUAAGCAGAGUUUGAGCUAGCAAAGCCAAUACAUUGUCUGAAGCCUUAAUUUGCUCCUUUCCAAUAGGUGGUUUAAAAAAAAUGUAAUGAAGUUGCAUUCUUCAAGGUUGCUUUUAUUUGCAUUUUUUUAAUGUGAUUACCAUGUGAGAAAAAAUAUUCAAAAAAAGCACGACUAGUGAUGUUUAAACACAAUAUUAUGAGUCCUAAAGUAGUAUUGUCAUGAAUGUAACGUGGUAUUAGCAGUUUGAUUUUUCUGUUUUGUUUACUCAAAGGGUAAUGACACUGGGCGGGAAUGUAAAUGACUUUCAGUAUAAAUUGCUCAGCCUGGAAAGAUUAUUAAAAAAAUAUCUUCCCACCUGUGAGGGAAGGUUUCUGUUUUACUGGUCAGAUAGCAACCUCUUGUUGGGUCUGACAGCUAGAAUGUACUUGCUCACAUUACAUACAUGGCUACCAUUAGAUGGGGUGAAAGUGGAGUGUGAAAUCAGUCCUAAGUAUGAAUAUUGAUGCUGAAAUUCAUACUUCAAAAAAACUUCAGUAUUUAAUCUAUCUAAUCUACCUGAGGCAAGCACUUUAAAUUGAAAGCAUCUCCCCACAGGUACUUGGGUCUUGAAAUUACACUGUGGUAUAUAAUAAGUGAAUGUAUAGCAUAUUUGAAAUUUCCCUCUGCUAUUUUCUGGAGGCAUUAACCCACCUACUUUAAAUGGGUCAAAGUGCCCACUUAGAUAGUGAGGAGAAAAAAUUCAGACAAACAUAAGGUUCACUAUAAUCCCACAGAGUAGUUUGUUGCCCGCUAAGCUAUCCCAUGCAAUUACUGAUCAAUCUGUAAGAUAUUUGUAUAUAUGCACAGUAGAUAAUUAUAGUCUUUCUAAAUCUGGCAACUUUGUGUUAUAAACAUCUGUUACAGGUCCUGUAAAAACUGUGCUUUCACCUUCUGUAAGUUGAACUUCUUUUGCAUCUCUCAAAAUGUAGGUAUGUUGUGAAAUGUAAUUCUUCAGACUUUUCUAAUCUGGCCUAUUUCAGAUGAACGCAUUAAACAAAGUGUGUGUGUGUUUACCUUUCAAUCAAGAAAUGUGCAAGUGAAGAAAUCUCUAGCAGAAAAAGAGACAAAAACGCACAUAAGAACGGUUUUGCUAACAAGAUCAGCUCCCAGAAACAAGGUUGCUACUGUUCAAAUGUCUUAUCAUUGCAAAGGAGGAGUAACUUGUAGGUGUGACUGAUGGAUGGGCUAGCCAGUUGGUUUCAGUGUUUCCAGUAUUUUGUCUCUCACAUUUUAUUAAGAUUUCUCUACUGGUGCAUUUCCAUGCAUUUCAAACUGUUCUGCAAUGUAUAAUAUUUAUAGAAUGGUAGAACUACAGAUGAUUUUAUUUAUAGUAUUCUAUGAAUAAACUUUUAAAAUAAAAGAGUAUCUUACAAGGUAAA